AUGGCCACCCGUAAUCAAGACGAAAAGUCGGAGCUAGAAAAGAAACGAGACAUGGGUUGCAGUACUCAAAAAGACACAAAAAUUCAUUGUGCUAGUACCGUUCAUCAGAACCUCCCUAUAAAUAAAGUCAUUGUGCAUCCUUUGGUGCUUCUUUCUGUCGUUGAUCAUUUCAAUCGAGUUAGCAAAACUCAGAAUGUUAAAAGAGUUGUAGGGGUUUUGCUCGGUAGUAUGAAGUAUGACAGGACGCUUGAUGUUGCCAACAGCUUUGCUGUUCCUUUUGAUGAGGACGAGAAAGAUAAGAGGACGUGGUUCCUAGACAUGGAUUAUCUUGAAAGCAUGUACGGAAUGUUUCGUAAGGUAGCUGCAAGAGAAAGGAUUGUCGGUUGGUAUCACACGGGACCUAAACUGUGCCAGAAUGACAUUGUCAUAAAUGAACAAUUGAAGCGUUUUACUGCAUUUCCAUUGCUAGUAGUCAUACAGGCGGAACCUAAUGACCUUGGCUUACCUACCGAAGCGUACAUUGAAGUUCAAGAAGUUCACGACGAUGGAACGCCUCCUAUAAAAACUUUUGAACAUGUUCCGAGUGAAAUAGGGGCCGAAGAAGCAGAGGGGGUUGGUGUUGAGCACUUGCUUCGUGACAUAAAAGACCAGACUGCUGGUACCCUUUCACAACGGAUAACCGAUCAGUUGAUGGGGAUUCGCGGCUUGCACGGACAGCUCAAUGAGAUUAAACGUUAUCUAGUUGAGGUUUCCAAGGGAAAGUUGCCUAUCAAUCACGCUGUUAUUUAUUACAUUCAGGAAGUAAUCAACUUAUUACCAGACGUCACUUCCCCCCAGUUUGUUGAAGCACAUAACGUGCAAACCAAUGAUCAAUUGAUGUGCGUUUACAUGGGGUCUUUGGUUCGUACCGUAAUAGCGCUACAUAAUUUGAUAGAUAAUAAGUUGUCACUGCAAAAAGCUGAGAAAGAAAAGGAAAAAAGUGAGAAGGAAGAAAAGGAUGCAAAGAAAGAGGAAAAGAAAGAAGGAAAAACUGAUGAUGUUGAAGAAGACUCAACAUCUACAUCUAAAAAACGAAACUAA
This is a messenger RNA of Enterobius vermicularis (human pinworm), 1080 nucleotides long. The record is from the annotation of a GenBank genome assembly. Lineage: Eukaryota; Metazoa; Nematoda; Chromadorea; Rhabditida; Oxyuridae.